AUGAACCAACAAACCGGGGUAGGUGGAGAAAUUAACGUACGAGUAGCGACUAGAAUUAGACCAUUAUUAAAGAACGAAAUACUUACUGGCGAAAAAACUUGCGUUCGUGCCAUUAGUUCCAAUAACCAAAUCGUUUUCGGAAAAGACAAAAUUUUUACCUUUGAUCACGUUUAUCCUGUAUUCGGACAUCAACUUAAUGUAUUUUCAUCUUGCGUCCUUCCGCUUAUCAGAAAUUUCUUUGAGGGCUACAAUUCCACUGUGUUCGCAUAUGGACAGACAGGUUCUGGGAAAACAUACACAAUGGGCACUUCCAAUCAAAUUGAGCUUCUUGAAGAAGAACGUGGAAUUGUUCCUAGAGCUAUUGAUGAAAUUUUUAAUAUUAUCAGGGACUCCGAGAUACCUAAAUAUUCUAUCACGGCUUCCUUCAUUGAGAUAUAUAAAGAAGAUGUCAGAGAUCUUCUUGAUUCGGGGGAAUUAGUCACAAAAGAUAUACACAUACGCGAAGACGAUAAGGGAAAUACAAUUGUAUGCGGAAUAUAUGAACACCUAUGCGAGACUAAAGAAGAUCUUUUGGAAUGCCUGGAGGAGGGUUCCGCUAAUCGCGUUACUCGAUCAACUCAAAUGAAUGAACAUUCCUCUCGUUCACAUUGCGUAUUUACGAUAACCCUUGUUCAAGAGUGGCCUGUAGAUGCGUCUAUUGUUAAUGCAACAUCUGGUCGGGAAAAUGCAUCACGCAAAGGAUUUAAGACGUUUAGGAAUUCAAAAAAUUCAAUAUUUUAG
Messenger RNA from Protopolystoma xenopodis, 780 nucleotides. Lineage: Eukaryota; Metazoa; Platyhelminthes; Monogenea; Polystomatidea; Polystomatidae. The record is from the annotation of a GenBank genome assembly.